This is a messenger RNA of Boleophthalmus pectinirostris (great blue-spotted mudskipper), 2260 nucleotides long. RefSeq names its product EI24 autophagy associated transmembrane protein (gene ei24). The transcript is spliced from 11 exons. The coding region runs from base 212 to 1234 and encodes 340 amino acids. Gene Ontology annotation, biological process: macroautophagy. Gene Ontology annotation, cellular component: endoplasmic reticulum. The record is from RefSeq and is a predicted model, not a curated record. NCBI's taxonomy places the organism in Eukaryota, Metazoa, Chordata, Actinopteri, Gobiiformes, Gobiidae.
CGCAAUGUGUUUUUUCUCGGCCCUGGCUGUUUGGAGUGUUUGCUUCUUGUUGUCACAUUAAGGAGCGCAAAUAAGAGGAAAACGACAGCGUUAACCCACUAGACCUGUCGCAUGAGGUUGCUGGGUGAGUCCCUUCCUGCCAUGAGCGCUGACCACCAGGUGCUGAGUCCCCCUUCCUUGUGCAGUUGAUGGAUCUGCAGCUGGCCCAGAGAUGACAGACAGCGUCAGGGCUUUCCUCCGCUAUGUUGCGACGGGGAUCAAGGACUCCAUACUGGGGAUUGGCACGAUCUCCAAGCUGGAUGCCCGCAUUCAGCAGAAAAGAGAGGAGCAGCGGAGGAGAAGGGCCAGUGGGGCUUUGGCACAGAGGCGGGCACAGAGUGAAGAACGGAAACCUGAGAAUGAACCAAAAGUGGCUAGCAGAAUCUUUCAGUGUUGUGCCUGGAAUGGGGGAGUGUUCUGGCUCAGUCUGUUUCUCUUCUAUCGGGUGUUUAUUCCACUGCUGCAAACACUGACUGCAAAAAUCAUUGGUGACCCCUCCCUUCAUGGCAGUGUUUGGUCCUGGUUAGAGUUCAUUCUCACAUCAGUCUUUAGUGCUCUCUGGGUUCUCCCCCUGUUUGUCCUCAGUAAGAUCGUCAAUGCCAUUUGGUUCCAGGAUAUAGCUGAUUUGGCCUUUGAGGUGUCCGGUUGUAAAGCUCAGCCGUUUCCCAGUGUUAGUAAGAUCAUCGCAGACAUGCUCUUCAACCUCCUUCUCCAAGCUCUGUUUCUCAUUCAGGGUAUGAUCGUCAGUCUCUUCCCCAUUGAUGCCAUUGGACAGAUAGUUAGUCUGCUGCACAUGUCCCUGCUGUACUCCCUCUACUGCUUUGAGUAUCGCUGGUUCAAUCACGGAAUUGAAAUGCAUCAGCGCCUUUCCAAUAUUGAGAGAAACUGGCCUUAUUACUUUGGUUUUGGUUUACCCAUGGCUCUGUUGACUGCGCUGCCCUCAUCGUACAUUAUAAGUGGCUGUUUGUUCUCCAUUCUCUUUCCCCUGUUCAUCAUCAGUGCAAAUGAAGCUAAGACGCCAACACAGCUGUACCACUUCCAGCUGCGUCUCUUCUCCCUCGUCGUGCUAAUUAGCAACAAACUCUUUCACAAGACGGUCCAUCUGCAGUCGUCCCUGACAUCAUCUGCCUCCUCAGAUCGACUGGCCACGCCCCACACCUCCCCAUCUCGCCAGCGCCCCCUACCCGCCCAGUGAGGGAUCUGAUGAAGGACACAAAAUGCAAGCCACCUCACACACUGUGAAAAAGAGGUUCUGUCUGAAGGAUUGUUUGGGAAAAGAAGGGUUAAGAUGUUUUAACUCCCCCCAAGGCUCUGUGGAGUUUAAUCUGCAGCACCUGGCAUCAACAUAUACAGCAGUGUGACACAACAAUCGACUGCCCUGUGCCUCACACUCAAAAACACAUUAUAUGUUCUGUUUUUGACUUUCUUUGGUGACUUUUGUUUUAUCUUUUGUAUAAUGUGCCAUUUGAGUGACUCUCCUUUAAUAAAUUACAGCACAAGAAACCACAGAGGUUGAUUAUGUAAAAUAAUACUAAAGAGAGAACAUUUUACAUUUGAGGGGCUUUCAUAGAAAACAUCCAUUCUAUAUGUGCAUUCAGUUGGGUGACAUUUGUGUUAAGGCUUUCUUGCACAUUAAAAAAACGUUUGAUUUCCAGUUUCCCCUGGGCAAGGCUUCAACUCUUCUAGAGUUUUAUAAAAGGGAUAGACCAUAUAAUACUGAAAAUGAAUAAAAAGGUAAAGCUUUUGUCUCAUCACGCAUGGGAGAUUGCAUGAUUGAGGUGAAUUGUAAAAACAAAAAUUUACACCAGCAAAGACACAUUUUAGUCUGCGUAUUGUUCAAAAUUGCAAAGACACUGCCAAACCUCUCCUUUCUGUGCAUUUUAACUACUAAACAUGCUGUGUUCUUAGCACAUCAUUGCUUGGCUGUAAAGGGCAGCAUUGAAAAAAAGCCCAUCCUAAUAGUAGGUGGGUAGCCUUAACAUGCCUGUUUUUACAUCUGAGCCUGACACAAAUGCUUACAUUUUAGUACUGUUUGCUGUUGAUUUGUUGUAGUACAAAUGCAAUUGUUGAAGUGACCCCUGAGCUACUGAGAUGUGCUCAAAAUUUAAGAAGAGAGCAUUUACAAUAUCAAGUACAGAUGCACAUGGAGGAGGCUGGUGAUGCUUGUAAGAUUUUUGUAAAGUACUAGUAAGUUUCAUUUCAAUAAAAUAACAGUAUUUAA